AUGGAAGGAACGACCGCUACAAAUGGCAUGGCGAGAACAGCGACUAGAAAGCGAAGAUCAUCUGGCACAGCUUCUCAACAAAGCCCCAUCAUCUCAGAUAUUCCUAAUCUACCUGUAGCCCCCGAGGUACCAAAGACUAUACCGUCAUCCUAUCGUUCACCUUCAGACAAUGCCAAUGCUGAUCGUUCUUCGAAUACAUAUCCCGGCUCAUUUGCUCAAAGAGCAGCUAUUUUAACUGGAAGAUCACUGCCCCCAGAUCCCAACAACAAUAUAGCCACACCUCCGAACCCACCUUCAGGCAUUAAAAGUGAACGACGAACUAGCCUCAAUCGUCCAAUUGGUGGUGUGUAUUCCGAGAUCCAACAGCACGCAAGAGAUUCUUGGGGUAAAAGUCCAACGUCUCCUAGACGGAUCUCAUUUUCUGCAACUCCACAGGAAGCACAGGCCAAGAACCCUGCGUCACCGGCUCUUCAGGACACAUGCACAGCACGCUCAAGACAGGCCGGGCCUACACCGACAUCUGAUCAACCAAAAUCCUCUCGUAGUACUACUGUCACAUCGCGGGAUACUAGCGAUAAAUGGGCAUCUGACCGCUCUCCACUCCAAAAGCUUGAGGUAAAAUUGACCGAUAUUAGCAAGGAAGAGAAAAGAGCACGAGUAGAGCAAGCAGAACAACGACUGAGAGAUUCCAAAGUUGCAGCGCAAAAGAAAGCGGUGGAAAGCGCAAAGUCUCGCGAAGGGAUACCACCGAUACGAACUUCUGCUACGGAGUCGCGGGCAAGGCAUUCCAGCUCAAAUUACCCUCAGGAAUCAAAAUUUGCCCCUGCAUCGAACCGAGUUCGAGAAGAUCCGUCAAUUCACGAACCUAAUCGAGACGCUGUUCAACAACAACGCCGAGCCACCAGUGAUAAUUACCCUGAUCGAGGUGUAAGAUUCCGAAAUCAAGAUCGCUCGCCUGAGCUCGAUGCUGAAUCCGAUAUCAAAGAAGAAGACACAGGCUUAUACCAGAGUAGAGGACCUAGCGUACCGACUGACACAAUAUCGACAGCUCGACAAACUCGCCAUCCUAGCAUGCCUUCCACCUCUAGACAGGUGCUACCAGAGCAGAAGAAGCUUUAUAGCAACAAGGCGCAACCCUCGCAAAAGAAGGAUUCAGAAGCUGCAUAUGGAGGUAUAUCUGACGCCGUCUCCGCACGGCAAGUCUCCACUGGGCGGACACCAAGACAUGAGAUACCACCGCAGACAGCAGCAGGUAUCCGUGCACGACAGAGGGUAGGUUUCGGAAACAAUCCUCUCUUGACGGCCGAAGUCCCCACACAGCGCAAGCAUCAUCUUUCCAACAUUAUGCACCAUGCUCGGGAGCAAACACCAGAACCUGUCAUAGAUCUGCCGGCAAGGCCUAAUCACUUGAACGAAUGGAAAAAUGGAGGAGUCGCAAGGUUGACUGCGGAUGACUUUCUAGACAAUUCGCUUGAUGAGUCGCCAUGGUGGGAACAGCAGGGUUCAAAUGCUCGUCGACGUUCGCAAAGGAAUAGCGUCGGCUUUCAAGACCCUUAUCAGGAGGGAAAUGGUGAGUCUAGCUUGAUUUCUCUUCCACAAUCGAUUCAAACCCGAGAAAAAACACCGCAGACACGGCAAUAUGUUACAGCCGAAGAGACAAAGGACAAUGCUGUUGUGCGGCUAAGGAACAACUUGUCGUCGCUAUCGCAGCGCCUAAAGGGGAAAGAGACGAUCGAACUUCCUUUGACAUAUUCCUACUCAUGCACCUCCCUUGCUGAUCAUCAUCCUUUUCAUUCAAAUCAUAUAUGCGAGCCAUACUUGAGCAAAGAGCUAAUGAAGAGUAUGCGGUCUGUCCGCAUACGUGCAGUACCUGCUUCUACUACCUUUUCGCCCCCCUUGUUCCUCAAGUGUGGUCCUCUUUUGCGCUAUACUGGCAUGAGGAUUCAUAAAAUAGACAACAAACAGGUUGCGGCACAAAAAAGCGAUCAAGAAACUUGGCGAGGCAGCGUAAUGAUCGUCACGAACGAUGCCGAUUCGACAUACGACCCAGUCCCAGUACUGAGAUUAUUUCCAGAACCAAUGGAAAAAUUACCUCCGCCGCAGCGACAGCAAGCCGAACAUGAGAAAAGCGAAGAUUUACCCCAUCAUUAUAUGGACCCUGUAGCCGGGCUCCCAAAGCUUUCGAGAACCGGAAAGACCGUGUAUGUCAAGCCAGUAGAUGAUUUAGAGCAUGCGAAGGACCUUUCACGACUUGAAGGCAACGAUGACGGGCUGUUUGAGGAUUUUCGAAGCGCUGCGGUUCCGACUGCUUAUGGCACGCCUGAAUACAGGCCUGGUCACGGUGGACCUUCGCCACGCCAAUCUCGUUCCAAACCCAAGCAAAGAAAGGGACAUAGGGUCAAGGGUGUGCGACUUCAUGCAGAACGAGGCGUAACAUUUUGGCGCUUUAAUAUAGAAGUAGAAUUGCAGUCUGCAGACACUAGAAUUGCUUACAGCAUCAACGGUGGUCCUUCGACAGGAUUUUGGGUGCCUGGAAGAGGUCAGACCAUGAACGUCAUGUUCCACAGCUGCAAUGGCUUCAGUCUGAGCGUAAACCCUGACGACUUUUCUGGUCCCGAUCCGUUGUGGCGAGAUGUGCUCAACAACCAUCAAACUCAUCCAUUUCAUAUUAUGAUUGGGGGUGGCGAUCAAAUAUACAACGAUGCCGUGAUGAGACAGAGUCCACUUUUCCGCGAAUGGCUUGACAUCAAAAAUCCCCAUCAUAAGCACGAAGUAGAGCUGAGUCCUGCUUUGCUUGAAGAACUCGAGACCUUCUAUCUGGAACGUUACUCAAUGUGGUUCUCACAAGGUCUAUUCGGUAUGGCGAACGCCCAAAUACCAAUGGUCAACAUCUGGGACGAUCAUGACAUCAUCGAUGGCUUUGGAUCCUAUCCGCACCACUUCAUGAGUACGCCGGUGUUCUGUGGGCUAGGAAGUGUGGCAUUUAAAUAUUACAUGCUAUUCCAACACCAAAGCGUACCAGACGAGACUACAGCUGAUGAACCAAGCUGGCUCUUGGGAGCUUCUCCCGGGCCGUAUAUCAAUGAGCUCAGCCGAAGUGUCUUUGUCUCUCUGGGAAAGCAUGUAGCCUUCCUCGGAUUGGACUGCCGCACGGAACGCAUGAAAGAAGAAAUCCUCAGCGAGUCUUCCUAUGAUAUCAUUUUCGAGAGAUGCAGGAGAGAGAUAGCAGAAAGAGGGACCAAGCAUCUCAUUGUCUUGCUGGGCGUUCCUAUCGCAUAUCCGAGGCUGGUCUGGUUAGAAAACCUGCUGACUAGUAAAGCCUUGGAUCCCCUUAAGGCCAUGGGAAGAAUGGGGCUUCUGGGUAAUGUCAUGAACAAGUUCGACGGCGGAGUAGAGAUCUUAGAUGAUCUUGAUGAUCAUUGGACUGCACGCAAUCACAAGCGUGAGAGGAAUUGGUUCGUCCAGGAAUUGCAGGAGCUCGCGGCAGAUCUAUCUGUGCGAGUCACAAUCCUGGGAGGAGACGUUCAUCUCGCAGCCAUCGGUCAAUUCUUCUCAAAUCCAAAGCUAAAGAUACCGAAAGAUCGAGACCACCGCUACAUGCCGAACGUCGUCUCGUCUGCCAUUGUCAAUACACCUCCGCCAGAACUUAUGAGCGAUGUUCUCAAUAAGCGUAACAAAACGCACCAUCUAGACGCCGAAACAGACGAAAACAUGAUACCAAUGUUCUCGCAUGAUGUUGACGGUAAGCUGCGGAACAAUAAACGUCUCCUUCCGCGACGAAAUUGGUGCUCUAUCCGAGAAUACCUGCCUGGAUCUACUCCUCCGCCAACACCACCACACUCCGAACCGGAGACUACUGAGGAGGAAGAUCUACCAAAAAGACCCACGCCUCUACAGAGGACCCUGUCACUAACGCGUGGCGAUGUCAAACCCGGGAAUCUCAUCCGGCGGCUUUCAGGACGUGGGCCCCCGAACACAUAUCUUACUCAAGGAUACGAUACGCCAUCCCCACCUCAAAGUCCAGCUGACAAUGAGACUUUUGUGAGGAAGUCCCAGGUCAGCCGCUCUUCCACUGCGCCUAUCGGUGAAGUGGACCCCCAGAGGCACUCGUCUGCUCCCCAACGCCCUACCUUUCUCCGCCGACCCACAAACCUUAGCGAAAAGGCAGCACACAAAGGUGAUCCUGAAGAUACAAAUGACCACGUUAAUCUUGAAAAUGGUCUAGAUAUCACACUUCAUUGCGAGGUUGAUCAACAGAAUCCUGCGGGAGAGACUACGCCCUAUCGUAUUUUAAUCCCUGCACUUUUCUACCAAGGUGAAGGUGAUGAAAAUACCGCUGCACUUCGCCGACCAAAUUUGCUGAGACGUUUGACAAAUCUGCGGGAUCGGAAGUCACAUCAGGUUGCUCACGCUCACAGCGAAGGCUCCGCUAGUCAAGCAAGUUUGAGCGGCAGUGAAUCUACAGAGGAAGAAUCUGAGGAAGAGCGCAUCCGACCACGCCGCUGGAGUUUUGGUUUGGAGAAGCGUAGAAGAUAUAGAGACCAAACCCCACCUCAGGUCCGUGAUUCGCCGGAUUUGAAGCCGCCGCCUUCAAAAGAUCCCAAGGUCGAGGCGCAGAGACUAGGUCAAUUCCGUGAUCGGCCUCAGGGGCAACUACCCUCGCCACCACAUUCACAACAAAAAUACAAAGAUACGCGGCGACAGGCUGACAUUCUUGAUGCGGAGCGAGCGGCUUCAGUCGAGGAAUUCGAGGUGCCACCGUCACGUCACGCCAAAAGAUACGAGGCACUGGAUGGCUCAAUCUCUGGAGAUGAGUCUCCGGCUCGGCAGAGACUGGACAGCAUUGACUAUCAUGACUACGUAGAUCCUGGUAACAAAAGACAAAGUGGUGCACCUCCAGCAAGAAGACUAAGCAAAGCCGACAAGAUGCUAGGAAGCGAUGUGCCCAUACGCGUCAAUAGCGGCCACGAUCAAGACAUGUACGAUGAUGCUUACAGGAUGAACUCGGCGGAGUCAGGGCCAGGUUCUAAGAGGACAUCGGGUUACAGCGGCAUCGAAGCUUAUAGCGACGAGAAGAAGGGCUGGAGAAAAUCACUAAAGUUCUUUUGA
Bacidia gigantensis is the source of this 5109-nucleotide messenger RNA. RefSeq lists its product as uncharacterized. The record is from RefSeq and is a predicted model, not a curated record. Lineage: Eukaryota; Fungi; Ascomycota; Lecanoromycetes; Lecanorales; Ramalinaceae. Bases 1 to 5109 code for a protein of 1702 amino acids. Gene Ontology annotation, cellular component: membrane. The transcript has 5 exons.